Molecule: messenger RNA, 3961 nt
Organism: Solea solea (common sole)
Lineage: Eukaryota; Metazoa; Chordata; Actinopteri; Pleuronectiformes; Soleidae
Gene: mmp14a
Product: matrix metallopeptidase 14a (membrane-inserted)
Exons: 10
Coding region: 306-2000 (564 amino acids)
Biological process (GO): skeletal system development; extracellular matrix organization; zymogen activation
Cellular component (GO): extracellular matrix
Molecular function (GO): zinc ion binding; metalloendopeptidase activity
Source: RefSeq, a predicted model, not a curated record
CACACACUCUCCACUCGCGGAGGCAAACAGCAGUCAAACUGUGGAUCCUUAGCUGAUCGCUGCUCACCGCCACCUGAUGAGUUUGUGCUGCUUUUCAUGUUGCUGAUUUUGCUUUUGCGCACGCGGACAGGCGGGACGCAGAUUUCUUUUUUCCCUGCCACGUUUUAAAACCAUAACGGAGUGAGUUACAUCGAUCGAGACUGUUUUGAUCUUUUCUUAAACCCCAUCCAAGACGGCCGGAGACGUGUCUACAGUUAGUUUUGUGAGCUGUAGUGUUGUUUUGGUGGGGCGGUGGUUUGCAGAUCAUGAGAAUGCUGCCCCAGCUCCUCACUGUGGCCUGUGUUCUCUGCUUCUCCGGCUUCUCCUCUGCAGAUGUGUUACAAGCUGAGGCUUGGCUGCAGAAGUAUGGCUAUCUUCCUCCUGGCGAUGUCAGAGCUCAGGCCAUCCGCUCACCAAAGACCAUUGAAACAGCGAUAGCAGCCAUGCAGAGGCUGUAUGGUUUGACUGUCACCGGCUCUAUAGACGUAAACACAUUAGAGGCGAUGAGCCGGCCACGGUGUGGUGUCCCUGACAAGUUUGGCCCGCAGCUGAAAACAAACCUGCGGAGGAGGAAGAGAUACGCCGUGCAGGGUCUGAAGUGGGACAAGUCUGAGGUGACCUACAGCAUACAGAACUACACCCCUAAGAUCGGGGAGCGAGCCACGUCUGAAGCCAUUCGAAAGGCGUUCAGUGUGUGGGAGAGCGCCAUCCCGCUCACCUUCAGAGAGAUCCCAUACAGCCAAAUCAAAGGCAAGGUUGACAAGUUCGCAGACAUCAUGCUCUCUUUUGCGGAUGGUUUCCACGGAGACAGCACUCCUUUCGACGGCGAGGGGGGCUUCCUGGCUCACGCCUAUUUCCCCGGACACGGCAUUGGGGGGGAUACACACUUUGACCUCGCCGAGCCGUGGACCACCGGGGCCGUGGACCAGGGAGGUAAUGAUGUUUUCCUGGUCGCCGUCCAUGAGUUGGGUCAUGCUCUGGGUCUGGAACACUCAAACAACCCCUCUGCCAUCAUGGCUCCCUUCUACCAAUGGUUUGACACUGAAAACUUCCAGCUCCCCGACGACGACCGCAGAGGCAUCCAAACAGUUUAUGGAACCAAGUCUGGUGCUCCCCCUCCUCCUCCUCGACCCACAAAGCCGUCCAUCCCUGACAAACCAGAACAAGGCCCAGACAUCUGUGAGGGACACUUUGACACUAUUGCCAUUCUGAGAGGAGAAAAGUUCGUAUUCAAGGACAAAUGGUUCUGGCGUGUGCGUAACAACAAGGUGCUGCCCGGUUACCCGAUGACCAUCAGUCACUUCUGGAAGGGCCUGCCUUCAAACAUAAAUGCCGCCUAUGAGAGGGAUGAUGGGAAGUUUGUCUUCUUCAAGGGUGACAAAUACUGGGUUUUCAGUGAGUCCAGCAUGGAAAAGGGUUCCCCCUACAGCCUGAAGGACCUGGGCACUGGUUUACCGAAGGACAAGCUGGAUGCUGCUCUGUUCUACACACCAACAGGACAGACGUACUUCUUCAGAGGCAACAAGUAUUAUCGCUUCAACGAGCAAACUCGCACCGUGGACAGUGGCUAUCCAAAGCCCAUCAGCAUGUGGAGUGGCGCACCAGACAACAUCAAGGCCACCAUCAUGAGUGAAGACGGAUCUUACACAUAUUUCUACAAAGCCAACAAGUACUGGAAGUUCAACAACCAGUACAUGAAGGUGGAGUCAGGGUACCCUAAGUCUGUGCUCAGAGACUGGAUGGGCUGUGAAAGCGAGGAGCCCAAGAAGGGUCGGGAAGAGGAGGUGAUCAUCAUCGAGGUGGACGAAGUGGAGAGCGGGGCUGGGCCCGUUGCCGUGGUGAUCCCUCUCCUGCUCCUGGUGCUGGUGAUCAUCACCCUCGGAGUGCUUUUGUUCUUCAGGAAGUACGGAACGCCUCGACGCCUCCUCUACUGCCAGAGAUCCCUACUGGACAAGGUGUAGACAGAGCGAUGGGUGACUGACAGACUGAUGCAGAGGGACAGACAGAGAGGAGGAGAAGAGGAACGAGGGCCAACUGAAACUGAGAGAGGGAGGAAGUGAAAGAGGAAAGAAGAGGGAGCAACUGGAGGGGAAAAAAAUGUUGUCAGUGGUUUGUAUGUGCCACGAAAGAGGGAAAGGGCCCUAGGAACUGAAAUCAGGAAAAUGUGUAUUUGUAUGUUAACUAUGUACAUGUGCUGUUGUGUGAAGACUCUUCUUCAUCGACUUCCCUCCCGCCUCUCCUCUCUCACAUCCCAGGUAUUAAAGAAAGAGAAACAUCCCUCCUUGCUUCCUCUCCUUUAAGUGGACGACUCCAGCUGAACUGCUGUCUGAUUCAAACCAACAGAAACUUUACAAAUGUGUUUUAAUUAAAAAUAAUUCAUCUCUGUUACACGAUUUUUAUUGUUGCUGUGGAAUUCAUCUGUACGUCAUUGUACUUUUAUUUUGACUUAAUCAUUUCUACAUCUAUUGUUAAAUCUUGUAUUUUGGCAACAUUUGGAGGCUGGGUAUCAAACCUCCGACUUCUUCAGCACUGCCACAAAUCCACAGCAACAGCCAGCAAGUAGCCUAUUACUCAUAACCUUGUUUGCUUGUUUAGCCUCAGAUUUAAAUCACAUUUUAGCACUUGUACUUUUGCUUGUGUGACGUCUUUGAGAAUGUAUCACGUGAGGCCUUUUGUGUUCAUGCAAAAACAAGAGAAUAAUGUUUAUACUCCUGAAAGUAAGGUACUGACAUGUGUAUCAAUUUUGUUUUGGUACUUAAGUAUUUUAACUAACACUUUUUAAAACAACAGCAAGCCUUACACCAAAGAGGACCAUUUCAGCUGUAGUUUGAGUAUAAUGUCACAACACUUACUCUUUAAAGGUCUAGUGUGUAAGAAACUGUGACAUCUAACCACGAGGCUGCACUUUGCAACAGAUAUAGGACUCGUCCACUCACACCUCCUUUUCCAAAGUGAGUCAGGAAACUACAGUGGCUUUUGGAUACCAAAUAUUUGGAUACUCUGGCUAGUUAGUCCCUUUAGACUGUUGCAAGAAACAUGACCGUGCAACAUGGCGACACCCCAAAGCAAUAUUCUUGCUAGAAGUACAUCAUCAAAGUUCAUUUCAAGAAUAGUGAUUAUACAAUAACCUAAUUAUGGGUAGUAUAUUCAAGUAAACCUGCCAGUAAACCUUCCUAAAUGAUACACACUGGACCUUUAAGGAGAAAGUCUGAGCAUUGAUGGUUGCAGACUUUUUGGGAUUUUGUCUACAAAAGCCAAACUUAACACAAGGCUGCUUAAAGGGGUUUCAUCUGAAAGUCUGCACAUCUGCACACACAGAUGUUACUGCAGCUUCAGGUCAUCAGAGUUUCAGGAAAAACUCAAAAUUGUUCAGUGCAAGCAGUCAGACGAGAAUUUCAAGUUUUAUCCCAUAACAUGACGGUUCCGAGACAUUCCUGUACUUUUGUUGUUGUUGUCAGAUACGAGCAGAGCGGCUCGUCCGAAUGGGUCAGUACACAGAACACUUUCCAACAAUAUGGUGCAAUUUUUUAAUUAUUAUCAUUGUUAUGGGAAACUGUUGUUAUUAUAAAUAUGAUUAUUGUUAUUAUUGUUCUCCUGGUAAAGUUAUAAUUAUUUUUUUUGCUUUAGUAUAUUGUCAUUUAAAGUCCUGCUGGACAGAGGCAUAAUGUGACAAUGAUGGAAAUGAAUCCCAGUUUUCAUUCAGUGGAGGGUGAAUUAGAUCAGAUCAGAGGGUAAAUGUGACGUCAGCACAGAAUAACAAGCAAUUCUAUUUAUGUACUUUGAUACAAAUGGUGCUCAAUGAUUUUCUCUCUCUGUUUAUUUUUUACUUGGUCAAAAUUGAAGGUGAAUUGAUUUAGAUAAUGACAAUGAUAAUGGUAAUAAUAUUUAUAAUGAUGAUAUCAAUAAAAUGGAAUGAGAUUUG